AUGGCUAGCAAAAGAAAACGAUUAACUUUAAAAGAAAAAAUAGACAUUCUGGAAUUUCGAACAUCAAAUACAAUGGGCGUUCGUGCAUUAGCAGACAAAUUUAGUGUUAGUAAAACACAAAUUGCUGAUAUUAUAGCAAAUAAAGACACUCUUUACAAAAUUUGGGCUGAAAAUGGAGAAGAGAAACGGAAAUGGACAAAGCUACAAAAAACAGAAACCUCUAUAAUCGACAAUGAAGUAUUAAACUGGUUUUCAAAAUUACGAGAAAAAAAUCUUCCUGUUUCAGGACCGAUGCUUCAAGAAAAAAGUAAGCAAAUCGCUGAAAUGCACGGAUUUGAUUUUAAAGGCUCUAAUGGCUGGCUUGAAAAAUUUCGGAAAAGAAAUAAUAUUUCUUUUAAAUCAGUUUGUGGUGAAGCAGCAAGUGUUGAUGAAGAGGCCGUCAAUAACUGGAAAGCAAAAAUACCCGAAAUUAUAGCAAAUUACGCAGAAUGCGAUAUUUUUAAUGCAGAUGAAACGGGAUUGUUUUAUAGAGUUCUACCUGAUAAAACCAUGGCGUUUAAAAAUGAGAUAUGUACCGGAGGAAAAAUUUCAAAAGAACGUUUAACUGUACUUUUGUGUUCUAACAUGUUGGGUGAGUUUGAACGGCCAGUCGUCAUUGGCAAAGCUAAACGUCCACGAGCCUUCAAAAAAUUGGAUAUUAACAACUUUCCCGUCGAUUGGUAUUGGAACAAAAAAGCCUGGAUGACGACUGAAAUAAUGACUGAGUGGUUUAUGAAAUUUGAUAACAGAAUGGGUCAAAAUAAAAGAAAAGUUUUACUCUUUUUAGACAACGCGGCUCCUCAUCCACAUUUGAAAAUGAAAAAUAUUGAACUUGUGUUUUUUCCACCUAACAUGACAUCUCAUUGUCAACCGCUUGACCAAGGAGUAAUCCAUCAGUUUAAGAAAUUAUAUCGUACGCAGUUGUUACGUAAAGCUGUUGCCGAUUUGGAUGCCAAUUCAAGUCAACCUAUCAACGUGUUGGAUGCAAUUUACUGG
Melanaphis sacchari is the source of this 1035-nucleotide messenger RNA. Its product is annotated as tigger transposable element-derived protein 4-like. The record is from RefSeq and is a predicted model, not a curated record. The annotation marks the transcript as partial. Gene Ontology annotation, cellular component: nucleus. Lineage: Eukaryota; Metazoa; Arthropoda; Insecta; Hemiptera; Aphididae. The transcript has a single exon. Gene Ontology annotation, molecular function: DNA binding.